GAGCAAACGUUCGGUGCUGGACCUGAGGCUUAUUUGAACAGUCGGAUGAGUUUCGGUCGGCGCAGUAAACCGAAACGCCACUUUAUAAUGCCAGCACUAAGGCAAGCGGCACCUAUCGGUAGUAAAUACGUUGAGCCAGUAACUGAAUGUCACUGGCGAUGUAAACUGUGCAAAGGUGACAUUUUGGCUGCGGUCAUAUCAGCCGGUGCUAUUCGACAUUUUCGUGCAACUCAUCCGGAUGAGUUAGAGAAUAUGCAAUAUGAAUUGUGCAAGGCUCGAUUGGAACGAGUCUCAGAUGGAUGCAUGGAAUUUGUUCAUCCGCAGUUAAUUGAAUGUUUGGUGUGCAAUAUGACGUACGCCCUUCAUAAACCGUUCAACAUGUGCCGUGCAAUAAGGCAUCUGAAAUCGAAACAUCCGGAUAUGAUGCCUGAAUAUGCGGGAAUGCGAGAUCGA
Molecule: messenger RNA, 453 nt
Organism: Anisakis simplex (herring worm)
Lineage: Eukaryota; Metazoa; Nematoda; Chromadorea; Rhabditida; Anisakidae
Source: the annotation of a GenBank genome assembly